Molecule: messenger RNA, 3030 nt
Organism: Mercenaria mercenaria
Lineage: Eukaryota; Metazoa; Mollusca; Bivalvia; Venerida; Veneridae
Product: hemicentin-2-like
Exons: 8
Coding region: 328-1683 (451 amino acids)
Source: RefSeq, a predicted model, not a curated record
UUGACUUUAAAAUACAAAGGUAGUGUAAUUACCAGAGAGGAAAUAGUCAACGUGAAAGAAAACUCUGUCCUUAUAGUGGAGUGUACGUCUUCGUUCGGUCGACCACUACCCCAUAUAGAAUGGUUUAGAUAUUCAAAUGGAAGCACACUGUCAGACAAAAACUUAAUUGGAGAGGUUUAUGCGAGUGAUAUUGCAGUAUUACGGUACAACACAUCAAAAGACGAUAACGGUGUGAGCAUUGGCUGUGUUGCAAGUAACAGGAGAAAUUUCAGUGUAACAUCUAAAACGAUAAACCUGAAUAUUUUAUAUCCCCCUGGUAUCGAUGAGAUGAAAAACUACAGCGUAGCUGAAGGCUCCACGUUUAGAAUUCUAUGUCCAGUGUUACCAGGAAAUCCUACUAGUCAAACGCUACAAUGGAAAAGUGAAGGAAAUUACACAAUGGCAACCACUGCGGUGUUGUCAAUUUCAAAUGUGUCCCGAGAAAAUAACAUGAUGUACAUUUGCAUUUUGACUUACAUGAUGAAACCUACCGGCAGUGAUAUCGAAGAAGUAGGGGAAGUUAGUAAAACGUUUUACCUGAGAGUCCUUUACAGAACAAUCAUCACAAAAUUUACCACCAACGACCUUCAAACCGGCACAGUUGUAGUCAGUUACUACGACACAGUGCAAUUAACUUGUGUUGUUGAUAGCAAUCCCGAUUCAAAUAUAUCAAUUUUGUUCAACGAAACAAUACUUGAACAAACAGCCAAAAGUAAACGACUUACCUUCAAUAUGAAAAAGGCUGAUUGUUCUAAUGCUGGUGUGUAUACUUGUAUUGGAGGCAACGAGUACAACUAUGGCAACAUGGCUCGUGCUAAUCUGACAGUGUUUGUGAAAUGUAAACCUAGACCGUCUGUAGUAUUAAGGCAAAUACAAACUGUUAAAAGUGCUUUAAAUAUGCCGGCAAAAUUAACUUUUACUGCUGCAUCGUACCUUGACCCAGGCAAAACAAGUUUUAUUUGGAUGAGACAGCGAGGGCUUACUUUGAUGCCGCUCGAUGAUGAUAAAAAUAUAAUUAUAACUACAAUAGGCCUGCAAUCCAGUCUGACGAUCAUCAGUGCUACACACACUGACUCUGGAAACUAUUUACUAAUAUACAAAAAUUCGGUCGGAAGUAGUAACUUUACCUUCAAACUAAUGGUAACAGCUUCAUUGCCUCGUCCUGGAGCUUAUGGUGAUUCCUCAAACACUGGAGCUUUUGUGGCUGUUGGAGUUGGUACUUUCGUAACAACCCUUAUUAUUGUUGGCAUUGUUUUUAUCGUGAAUAGACGACUGAGACGGAGGUCAACACUAAGCACACAAAGCCAUGCAGUUGAAACACAUCCCGAUAAACAGACAACAAAUGCAAACACGAAAGAUUAUCAUAAUAUAAACGAAUACGAACUGAUCCAAGUGUCUAAAGAUGUUACAGACAGAAAAGGAAAUGUUGUUGGAUGCCAAACAGGAACAAGUACAGAAACAGAUUCUUCGAUGCAAUACGAGUCAAUAGAUAACAGCAAAAAGGACAGAAAUCAGUACUGUCAGCUUCCAGCUACGCGUGAAUCUCAAACCAAUGUCGCUAGUGAAACGACUGAUCAAAUAAUAUUGGACAAUGACAAAUCAAACUCAUCUUCAGAAUAUAUAAAUAUGAGAAUACAAAUGUAAUUAUCGCAUUUGUUCAGUUAGUUUUUUUUGAUAGCAUGUUACGUAUUUUCAGAGUUUUCAAUACCAUGAUUGUUCUGCAAUCACAAAAAUGCACUAAAGAAUAUUAUAUACCAUUUUCAAAUGCGCUGAUGUAAUUGGUUGAAAGAGGUGCACGCGCGGGUCCGCAAAAAGCGAUAUUGACCAGCAAAAGUGAUAAUGACUCUUAGGAUGUUACUUUUUCUUAUGUGUACGAAAUACGGGCCAGUCAAAUGAGUGCAUUUGAGAAUGGCAUAUAAUAUAAAAAUUACAGACUUCGGUCAAUAUGUGUUUUUACGGACCUGUAAACUGCGUCCUCGGUCAAUAUCAUUUUUACAGGUCCGUUAAAACACAUAUUGACCGAAACAUAAGUCAAUAACUGUAUAUUAUUUAUUUAGACCUAAAUAAGGAUUAGUGUUUGUCUGAGAUAGAGGAAAUGUGAUCGAUGUAGUUUAAUAUCGAUCGAUGUGGGUUCGAGCCUCACUCGGGGCGUUGAAUUCUUGAGGAAGCCAUCCAGCUGGCAUACGGAAGGUCGGUGGUUCUACCCAGGUGCCCGCUCGUGAUGAAAUAAUGCACGGAGGGGCACCUGGGGUCUUCCUCCACCAUUAAAGCUGGAAAGUCGCCAUAUGACCUAUCAUGUGUCGGCGCGACGUUAAAUCCAACAAAAAAAAAACAAGAAAAACAAAAAAAAAAGUUUAAUGUCGAAGUAUCUUCAACCAACAGGUGCAAUAUUGUCAGGAGUGAUGCAGCCCAAAUGAAAAUAAAAGGAAUGCUGAUCACGAGUGAAACAUGAUUUGAUCGUACGACUUUUCUGUUUAUUUCAUAUAUUUCAAUGGUUUUAACGGUUUUAUCAAUUUCACCAGCGUAACGUUAAUAUCAUGGGCAACAUGAUGACGUCAGAGCAACAUCAUGGUGUCACAGUUUUCAUGUGGGAAAAGGUUAAAUAAUUCUUGUAGUCUAAGAUCUAUACUAUUGACUAGUGUAUUAAUAUUCUACUUUAUCACAUGUUUGACGUCGCGGGAGUGUAAUUAAGCCAUUACUUAAAAUUGAUAAUACGCUAGUGAAAUAAAGCUUGUCUCGUAUUUUACCCCCAUACAUGUUAUAAAGUAUUGUAUAAAUGAAGCACAAACAGAUUCCUUGUCGAAACAAUAUAAUAAUUCAACAAUGGUAUCAAAUGAAGCAAGUCAACUUGUCCAAUAAACAGAAUAAAUUCAAAACAUAUUUCAAACAGUUCCUGAUAAUCUAUCAGAACAUAUAAGGUAAUGGUUUACAUAAAAUGUGUUAUGCAAAUUAAAAAAAACAACUUGCCAAAUAAACGAGAAACAAUUUUUC